AUGAACGAAAACGACCCGGCAAUUGGGGAUGUUAGUUCGAUGCCAGGGAACCGACCCGACCCGCGGCUGGCGGCAAUGGGUGUGGGAGCAGGCGCCAUCAUUCGUUGGGCUUCACCGAAGAAUCGACAGGAGAAAGGGACGACGUUGAUCGACGGCCUGUCCUCCUUCCGCACACCAGCGGGACUGGCGAAAGCGAUUGUGCAGCACCAGCACGAUACAACACUAUGCCGCGCGCCGCACCGCACUUGCAUGCUACGCUUUCGUUAUCGCCGUGAAUCUGCUCCCGACGAGACAAGAUUUGAGACGAAAUAUCCGCCGCACGUGCAGCUCGCUCUGCUCCUCUCGACGAUCCCAUACCUCCUACGCUCUCUCAUUCCGAAUCCCACUCCCAUAACGAGCCGACGGUUGUCGCCUAGCAUGGGCCUGCCUGAGGAUUUCAACGACCAACAAACUUCUUUCGACGCUGAAAAAGAGCAAUACACUCCCUAUGAGUACCAGGAGGAGGGCAACACCUCCUGGGCAGGUGCUCUGCCGGUGAAGCAAGGUCUGUAUGACCCAGACCUUGAGAAAGAUGCUUGCGGUGUGGGCUUUGCUUGGGCAAGCCUAGCCACAAGAUUGUCAGCGAUGCGCGCAACCUGCUCUGCAACAUGA
Messenger RNA from Verticillium alfalfae VaMs.102, 651 nucleotides. Its product is annotated as glutamate synthase. NCBI's taxonomy places the organism in Eukaryota, Fungi, Ascomycota, Sordariomycetes, Glomerellales, Plectosphaerellaceae. The record is from RefSeq and is a predicted model, not a curated record. The transcript has 5 exons. The coding region runs from base 1 to 651 and encodes 216 amino acids.